AAAAAACACACACGGUCCAGCAACAGAUAGCUCCAACAAGUGAUCGAGAGAACAGCAGUGCAUGGUUAACUGCUGACACAAAGGGAGGACUUUAUCUGGCAGUGAAAGGUAGCUGAUCACAACAAUGUCUGGCCGAGUAAUUGAUUUGGAAGAGACCGCGACCCAUACAGGUCCAAAGGGGGUCAUUAAUGACUGGAGGAGGUUCAAGUUGGAAAGUAUGGACCGGGAGAAUUUGCCUCCUGCAAAAAGGGAACUUCUGAGGCAAAUGUCGUCCCCCAAUAAAUCAAAAGAUGAUUCCAGAGCUAACCUGAACCGCAAGAUGAGUGUCCAAGAGUAUGAACUGCUCAAGGAGGAGGAUGAAGGAUGUCUGAAACAAUACAGGAGACGAUGCAUGGAAGAGAUGCACAGCAAGCUCAGCUUUGGCCCCAAGUUUGAAGGUGUUCAUGACCUGGACAGUGGCGAGGCCUUCCUCGAAGUCAUCGAGAAGGAGCACCACAGCACAGUGGUGGUUGUACACAUUUACAAGGUUGGGGUGAAAGGAUGCGAGCAGCUCAACAGCUGCCUGGACUGCUUGGCCACAGAGUACCCCACUGUAAAGUUCUGCAGGAUUGAUGCCGUCUCAUCCGGUGCCGCCGAGCGUUUUUCGGAUGAGUAUUUACCGACGCUGCUGGUGUACAAGGCUGGGGAGCUCAUAGGGAACUUCUUGUCCUGCACGCAGCACAUGAACGAGGAGUUCUUUGCAACCGACGUUGAAGCUUUCCUCAACAGUUACGGCCUGCUCCCAGAGAAAGAGCUGCCUGGAGACGACGAGGAGGAAGAACAUGACAUAGAAUGAGACAGGAGUUUGGCUGCUGCAGGAGAAAGAGGUUGGGUAAAGAUAUAAGUGAAGCAGUUUAUAUAUAAAAUAUUCUUGUUUAUUUGUUCUUUUUUUUUUUUUUUGCUUUGGCAAGUAGAAAAAUCCUAACUUUUCCUCUAUAACACUAGCUAUGAACUGUUUCUUGGGAAUGUAUUUAUAUAUAAGUGGUGGGGAAACUGUAAUAGCUUGGAAAAAGGAGUUGCUGAAUGAGAAAACCCUCCAUUCCUCAUCACCACCUGAAAAGCCAAAACAAGAUAACUGUAAUGAUAAAUACAUUGUUGUAUUAGGAAAUAUCUUCCUGUAUAUAUACAUGUGCAUGACCAGAUUCAUUUAUAGUGUUUUUUUUAGCAUUUGAAUGUAUUUAAGUCAAAAAAUUUGCAUCCAUGAGCUAUACAUUUUUGAAUGUAAAAUAAUGUGCACAUGUACUGUAUAUUUAUUAUGUUUGUGUUGUUCUGAUAAAGAAUAAAUAAAUGACAGCUUGAAGCUCCACUCAACCAACUUUUCCAGUAAAAAGGACAGAGGACUAAUUUUAUCUUCCAAAACACCUAAUUAAUUAAUUAAUUAAUAUGAUGCUUUCAACACUUUUUGAAGCAUAGAAUAAUAUUAAAAUAGUCUUAUUUAAUUAGAUUACCUACAUGUAGGCUUUAGUAUUUUGACAAAAAUGACUGGAAAAUCUCCAUAAUUGUGCAGCCUUGGCAGUGGUACACAACAGUCAAGGGAGAUGGGACCCGCCAAACUUUUUCUGGUAUUCAAAAUUGGAGGAAAGUCAAUUUUCAGAGAAUUUUUUGGAAUGAUGCAAAAUACUGUGCCUUGAAGAAGGAAACUAAAACAGCACCACUAUCUCACAAUACUGGCUCCCAAGAGUAUUGCUUAGAAAUCAGACAUGGCUGCUGUUAGCUAGCUAACUGCUGUUGCUAGCUAUUAGCUAGCAACUGCUGUUGCUAGCUAAUAGCAGCUAGCAACCUUGCUAAUGUACUUUUACUUAAGUUACUUAAUUUUUGCUUAUGUUGGCCUGGUAUGUGUGCUUUAAAACUACAUAAAAAAACGAUAACAUCUGU
Poecilia reticulata (guppy) is the source of this 1914-nucleotide messenger RNA. RefSeq names its product phosducin b (gene pdcb). Gene Ontology annotation, biological process: regulation of G protein-coupled receptor signaling pathway. Lineage: Eukaryota; Metazoa; Chordata; Actinopteri; Cyprinodontiformes; Poeciliidae. The record is from RefSeq and is a predicted model, not a curated record. Gene Ontology annotation, cellular component: photoreceptor outer segment.